UCGCUCGCCGUUCCGUGGCGGGAACUGAGGCCUGUGGGGAUAGCGGUGAUCGCAAGUCUCCUGGGCCCGUUAUUCUCAGAUUAGGGAACGGAACGAAGACUUUGAGACCAUCUUGUCCUUUUUGUAUCGCGGAAACCUCAGGAACUAGCCGGCGGCGGUGACCUGCACGAGAAGUCAGGCUGACUGGUAACCGGCUGAAAGAAUUGCAAGCCCACUUCGCCUUCCCCACUCCUGCCCUUGAUGCCCCCGUGAGGGUGAAGUAACCAUGCAGGCAUUUCUUAAAGGCACAUCCAUCAGUACUAAAUCCCUGCUGACCAAGGAUCGAGGAGUAGCUGCCACUGCGGGAAGUAGCGGAGAGAACAAGAAAGCCAAACCCGUUCCCUGGGUGGAAAAAUAUCGCCCAAAAUGUGUGGAUGAAGUUGCUUUCCAGGAAGAAGUGGUUGCAGUGCUGAAAAAGUCUUUAGAAGGAGCCGAUCUUCCUAAUCUCUUGUUUUAUGGACCACCUGGAACUGGAAAAACAUCCACUAUUUUGGCAGCAGCUAGAGAACUCUUUGGACCUGAACUUUUCCGAUUAAGAGUUCUUGAGUUAAAUGCAUCUGAUGAACGUGGAAUACAAGUAGUUCGAGAGAAAGUGAAAAAUUUUGCUCAGUUAACUGUGUCGGGAAGUCGUUCAGAUGGGAAGCCGUGUCCACCUUUUAAGAUUGUGAUUCUGGAUGAAGCAGAUUCUAUGACCUCAGCUGCUCAGGCGGCUUUAAGACGUACCAUGGAGAAGGAGUCUAAAACCACCCGAUUCUGUCUUAUCUGUAACUAUGUCAGUCGAAUAAUUGAACCUCUGACCUCUAGAUGUUCAAAAUUCCGCUUCAAGCCUCUGUCAGAUAAAAUUCAACAGCAGCGAUUACUAGACAUUGCUGAGAAGGAAAAUGUCAAAAUUAGUGAUGAGGGAAUAGCUUAUCUUGUUAAAGUGUCAGAAGGAGACUUAAGAAAAGCCAUUACAUUUCUUCAAAGUGCUACUCGAUUAACAGGUGGAAAGGAGAUCACAGAGAGCGUGAUCACAGACAUUGCUGGGGUAGUACCAGCUGAGAAAAUUGAUGGAGUAUUUGCUGCCUGUCAGAGUGGCUCUUUUGACAAACUAGAAGCUGUGGUCAAGGACUUAAUAGAUGAAGGUCAUGCAGCAACUCAGCUCGUCAGUCAACUCCAUGAUGUGGUUGUAGAGAAUAACUUGUCUGAUAAACAGAAGUCCAUUAUUACAGAAAAACUUGCCGAAGUUGACAAAUGCCUAGCAGAUGGUGCUGAUGAACAUUUGCAACUCAUCAGCCUUUGCGCAACUGUGAUGCAGCAGUUAUCUCAGAAUUGUUAAGAAGUGAAUAUAUUUUGAUGUGGGGCUUUGUAAAUAAGGGGGUUGUAAUAAAAAUGACCAAAAGCACCUUUAAA
This is a messenger RNA of Rhinopithecus roxellana (golden snub-nosed monkey), 1431 nucleotides long. It is a transcript of the gene RFC4, whose product is annotated as replication factor C subunit 4. Gene Ontology annotation, cellular component: nucleus; DNA replication factor C complex. The coding region runs from base 266 to 1357 and encodes 363 amino acids. Gene Ontology annotation, biological process: DNA repair; DNA-templated DNA replication. Gene Ontology annotation, molecular function: DNA binding; ATP binding; ATP hydrolysis activity. The record is from RefSeq and is a predicted model, not a curated record. The transcript has 11 exons. NCBI's taxonomy places the organism in Eukaryota, Metazoa, Chordata, Mammalia, Primates, Cercopithecidae.